Homarus americanus (American lobster) is the source of this 2769-nucleotide messenger RNA. RefSeq names its product gastrula zinc finger protein XlCGF57.1-like. Gene Ontology annotation, molecular function: DNA-binding transcription factor activity, RNA polymerase II-specific; RNA polymerase II transcription regulatory region sequence-specific DNA binding. Gene Ontology annotation, biological process: regulation of transcription by RNA polymerase II. Lineage: Eukaryota; Metazoa; Arthropoda; Malacostraca; Decapoda; Nephropidae. The transcript has 3 exons. Bases 821 to 2431 code for a protein of 536 amino acids. The record is from RefSeq and is a predicted model, not a curated record. Gene Ontology annotation, cellular component: nucleus.
CGCCUCACUCGUAAACAAGUCGACCAAACACAAUUAUAAUACAAACUUGGAAGGUUUAAUACUUCACUACGUCAUUAUCACUGUUGACAACAACGAACAAUGGCGGAACUAAAGAAAAUGUGCUGCAAGACUCUUGAAAGACAUAAUGGUGUGACUGGUCGGAUGUAAGAAAGAAAUAUUAUAGUAGCAUCAGGAGGCCAUCCCACACAAACUUCUUCCACCACAACCUAGUAUUAAAGCUCUAUAAAACAGGAGGCAGAACAAUUCCUCACAACUGUACAAUAAGUCAGUACAGUAUGAGGGUUAGUGAACAUCUUCAGGAGAACAUUGUAAGCAAGAGUAAGGUAAAUUGUCAACUCGCCAAGCCUUAAGUAACAAAUAUUAAAGUCAAGUUGGUGUUCUAUUAAACAGCAAGAAUAAAAAGAAGGUUCACACAAGUGAAUCUUUCUCCUGAAAAUACCAGUUAAGUGGUGCACUGUGUUAUAUAUUGUCUAAUUACAGUAUGAUGAGUGUUGCAAUGUUUCUACCUAAACAACUACCUUGUGACUCUUGUGCUUGUGUACACUGCUGAUAAAAGUUCCAAUAUAUAAAUGUGACAAGUGGUUGUCUGCUGUGCUUGUGUACUGGUGAGAAAAGUUCACUUGUGGUAAAUAUUUCUCAUACAAUAGUUAGUACAAGAACCACAUACAUGUGCAGAAUUAUUAUAGCAAAUUUAACUGUGAAGAGUGGAUAACUUUUUUAUACAGUACAAAAAUUACCCAAACGUCUGUACACUGAAGGAAAUAUUUUCUUAUAUGGAGUGUUGUAAAGUGUUUAAAAGAUGGCCCAGUUUAUAAAUCAAGUAGCUGGACAUGGUGGCCAAUAUAAUUAUGAAUGUGAACAGUGUGGUGAAUUAUUUUACAGUAAUGAUUCUUUGAAGAUGCAUACCUGUAUGGCUGAACACAUUGAUGAGAUAAAUAUUAAGUGUGAAGAAGUUGACAAAAGUUUUAACAGUAACUAUGAUGUAACACAACAUGUGACUGUUGAUGAGAAAGAUAUUAAGUGUGAAGAGUUUGAUGAAAGUUUUAACAGUAACUAUGAUGUAACACAACAUGUGACUGUUGAUGAGAAAGAUAUUAAGUGUGAAGAGUUUGAUGAAAGUUUUAACAGUAACUAUGAUGUAACACAACAUGUGACUGUUGAUGAGAAAGAUAUUAAGUGUGAAGAGUUUGAUGAAAGUCUUAACUGUAACUAUGAUGUAACACAACAUGUGACUGUUGAUGAGAAAGAUAUUAAGUGUGAAGAGUUUGAUGAAAGUUUUAACAGUAACUAUGAUGUAACACAACAUGUGACUGUUGAUGAGAAAGAUAUUAAGUGUGCAGAGUUUGAUGAAAGUUUUAACAGUAACUAUGAGGUAACACAACAUGUGACUGUUGAUGAGAAAAUUCAUAAAUGUCUAGAUAGUGGUAAAAGUUAUAACAAAAAGGAACAAAUAGUUGUACACACUGGUGAGAAGAAUUAUAAGUGUGAAGAGUGUGGUAAAUGUUAUUCCAGAAAGAGCUAUCUGAAGAAACAUAUGGUUGUACACACUGGUGAGAAGAAUUUUAAGUGUGAAGAGUGUGGUAAAUGUUAUUCCAGAAAGGACAGUCUAAAGAUGCAUAUGGUUGUACACACUGGUGAGAAGAAUUUUAAGUGUGAAGAGUGUGGUCAAAGUUAUUACAUAAAGAGCGAUCUGAAGAGACAUAUGGUUGUACACACUGGAGUGAAGAAUUUUAAGUGUGAAGAGUGUGGUAAAAGUUUUCACGGAAAGAGCUAUCUGGAAAAGCAUAUGGUUGUACACACUGGUGAGAAGAAUUUUAAGUGUGAAGAGUGUGGUAAAAGUUAUUCCACAAAGAGCUAUCUGAAAAAGCAUAUGGUUGUACACACUGGUGAGAAGAAUUUUAAGUGUGAAGAGUGUGGUAAAAGUUAUUCCACAAAGAGCAAUCUGAAAAUGCAUGUGGUUGUACACACUGGUGAGAAGAAUUUUAAGUGUGGAGAGUGUGGUCAAAGUUAUUACAUAAAGAGCAAUCUGAAGAGACAUAUGGUUGUACACACUGGUGAGAAGAAUUUUAAGUGUGAAGAGUGUGGUCAAAAUUAUUCCACAAAGGGCCAUCUGAAGAGACAUAUGGUUGUACACACUGGUGAGAAGAAUUUUAAGUGUGAAGAGUGUGGUCAAAGUUAUUAUAUAAAUUGCCAUCUGAAGAGACAUAUGGUUGUACACACUGGUGAGAAGAAUUUUAAGUGUGAAGAGUGUGGUCAAAGUUAUUACAUAGAGAGUGCUCUCAAGAGACAUAAGGUUGUACACACUGGUGAGAAGAAUUUUAAGUGUGAAGAGUGUGGGAAAUGUUAUUUCAGGAUGAGCCAUCUGAAAAGACAUAUGGUUGUACACACUGGUGAGAGGAAUCGUACUUGAAAGUUGUAGGGAAAGAUCUUACAUAAAAAUGAUCUGGAGAACUGCAUGGUCUUGCAUGUUGGUAAGAAUUAUUUCAAGUAUAAAUAAUGGAUUACUUAUUUCCAAAAAAGACCAACUGGAAAUAAUCAUCUGACGGCUGUGUUGGUUAUCCUUGGUCAAAUAUACUUACUGUUUAUUAUUGUUUGUAUACCUAUACAGUACUAUAUAUUUGUAGUAUACCUGUAAGUCUGUUCUUGACUUUCGCUGGGGUUCCGGACCGACGACCAGGUCAUACCGUAUAUCACGGCCUAUAAGGCGGCAGGGUGCAUAAGACGCCCCCCCCAAAUUUCCAUUUAAAA